Molecule: messenger RNA, 1830 nt
Organism: Fraxinus pennsylvanica
Lineage: Eukaryota; Viridiplantae; Streptophyta; Magnoliopsida; Lamiales; Oleaceae
Source: the annotation of a GenBank genome assembly
AUGGCGGAUAAUAGUGUUUGUGGGUCGAGUGCCAAUGAUAAUGAUUUGAAGAAGAAUGGCACUGGAAAUUUUGAUGAGGGAAGUAAUUCACCUAUUCCUGAGAAGGUUCAAGUGGGAAAUUCGCCAUUGUAUAAGGUUGAAAGGAAGUUAGGUAAAGGUGGCUUCGGUCAGGUUUUCCUGGGUCGUCGUGUCUCUGGCAGAAAUGAUUGUACAACAGGUCCGGGGGCCUUGGAGGUAGCCCUGAAAUUUGAGCACAAAAACAGUAAAGGGUGCAACAAUCGUCCUCCAUGUGAGUGGCAGAUUUACAACACUCUUGGCGGUAGUCACGGUAUACCUCGGGCAUACUAUAAGGGAAAACAGGGAGAAUAUUAUGUCAUGGUUAUGGACAUGCUAGGGCCUAGCUUAUGGGAUUUAUGGAAUUCCUCAGGGCAAUUACUGUCUGCUGAAAUGGUAGCCUGUAUUGCCAUUGAGUCUUUGUCGAUCUUGGAGAAGAUGCACUUGAGAGGUUAUGUCCAUGGAGAUGUAAAACCAGAGAACUUUUUGCUUGGUAAACCGUCAACGCCACAAGAGAAGAAGUUGUUUCUUGUUGACAUGGGAUUAGCUACAAAGUGGAGAGAUGGUGCUAAAGGGAAGCAUGUUGAAUAUGACCAGCGCCCCGAUAUGUUUAGGGGGACUGUUCGGUAUGCUAGUGCACAUGCUCAUUUGGGAAGGAUUUCCAGUAGGAGGGAUGAUUUGGAAUCUCUUGCAUAUACACUUAUUUUUCUUCAGCAAGGCCGGCUACCAUGGCAAGGAUAUCAGGGCGAUAACAAAUCAUUCAUGGUUUGCAAGAAAAAGAUGGCCACAUCUCCUGAAGUGCUGUGCAGCUUCUGUCCUGCACCUCUUAAGCAAUUUCUUGAGAUAGUGAUCAACCUGAAAUUUGAUGAAGAGCCUAACUAUUCUAAAUUGAUCUCUCUCUUUAAUGUACUGAUUGGACCAGAUCCUUUAAUAAGGCCAAUAAACACAGAUGGCGCUCAGAAGAGCGUCCAAGUUGGGCAAAAAAGAACAAGGUUAAAUCUUGACGAGGUUGACAAUGAUUUGCCCAAAAAGAAGAUUCGCAAUGGAUUGCCUGCAACACAAUGGAUAACGGUUUACAAUGCAAGGAAACCUAUGAAACAGAGGUACCAUUAUAAUAUUUCUGAUGCAAGGUUGGCACAGCAUGUGGAGAAAGGAAAUGAAGCUGGUUUAUUUAUAAGCUCUGUUGCGUCUUGUGACAACUUAUGGGCUAUAAUAAUGGAUGCAGGAACUGGCUUCUCAAGCCAAGUUUUCCAGCUCUCACCUUAUUUCUUACGAAAGGAAUGGAUUAUUGAACAUUGGGAGAAGAAUUAUUUUAUCACUUCUGUUGCUGGUGCCAAUAAUGGAAGCUCACUGGUGAUAAUGUCAAAAGGAACCCAAUAUAAUCAACAGUCCUUCAAAGUGAGUGAAUCCUUCCCAUUCAAAUGGAUAAACAAGAAAUGGAAAGAAGGGUAUCAUGUGACUUCCAUGGCAACUGCUGGUGCCCGCUGGGCUAUUGUCAUGUCCCGGAAUUCUGGCUUUUCUGAUCAGGUUGUAGAGCUUGAUUUUCUUUAUCCGAGUGAAGGCGUCCAUAAACGAUGGGAUAAUGGCUAUAGAAUCACAUCAACGGCUGCUACAUCAGACCAAGUUGCUCUUAUUUUGAGUGUGCCUAGGCACAAGGUCAUCGGUGAUGGUCAGGAAACUUUACGUACAAGUUCGUUCCCUAACUUACAUAUUAAGGGAAAAUGGGCAAAAAAUCUCUACAUUGCUUGUGUAUGCUACGGACGAUCUGUAUCUUGA